AUGGCUGAGCGCGAUGCCCUCGUAACGCCAUCAAGCCGGCACGUGCUGCCGAGACAGAUGGAAAACGCUGGCACCAACAACCCGCCGACUACACGCAAGGAGAACGAGCCGGCACCACGUGAGAGUUGUUUACCGGAGGAGUACAGAUCGUUUGUGGAACGUUCAAAGGAGAAAGAUCUUCUGAGAAAAGAAGCACAAGAAGCAGCUGCCAAGCAUGAGGAAAAGCUAGAGAGGAUGAAGCUGGACCACGAGAAGGAUAUGUGGCACCUAAAGCUUGAAUUCCGUAUCCAGGUCGAUGGUCUCAUGCGGGAGAAGAAAGAGCUUCAGUCUACGAUUCACGCUUGCGGCAAGCUGUUUGGAGAAAUGCGCGACGAGCAUAAGACCGAGAUCGAGACACUCACCCACACGAUGGAGCGACUUCAGAGUGAAGUGAAUGCCAAGGCCAAGGAGCUCAAGGUCAUGUAUGACGCGCACGAUUCUCUGGUCAAGAAACUCGAGGACGAGAGGGCGGAGUUACCGAAGAAGCUGGCCGACGCUGCGAAGCAUGCGCUUGCUCUCCAGUCCAACGCACUCAAGUCAUCUGACAACGCCGUUGUUGCAAAAGGCCUUGCAUCCGUUCCUGCGCACCUCAAAGGCAAAUCUGAACGCUUCGCACACUGCACCCAGUGCAUGCGACACAACUGGGACUGCGACCGCGGGAUUCUAUGCAAGAACUGCUCGAUGCGAGGCAUCAAGAAAGGUUGCAGGCGAGUUGCGUGCGAAGACUACAAGAAGGGCAUAUGCAAGAACAAACAGUGCCGCUUUGCACAUGAAGGAGAGAUAUACAAGCGCCUCGAUCCUUCCGAAGAUGUAUGGGGUGAUGGGCGUGAGCUGAGUCCUGUCGAGCUCGACAAGAUGGGUGUUUGGUAG
Messenger RNA from Alternaria viburni, 909 nucleotides. RefSeq lists its product as uncharacterized. The coding region runs from base 1 to 909 and encodes 302 amino acids. NCBI's taxonomy places the organism in Eukaryota, Fungi, Ascomycota, Dothideomycetes, Pleosporales, Pleosporaceae. Gene Ontology annotation, molecular function: metal ion binding. The transcript has 2 exons. The record is from RefSeq and is a predicted model, not a curated record.